CUGAAUCCACCCCUAAGAUUUCAUAUUGAGGAGAACUUAAAUAAUUAAGCCCCCAGACUGCUCCAUCUUCCACCAUCUCCUCUCCUCUCUCUCUCUCUGGAUCUCUGUUUUCCUUUCCUUCUCCGCCCAAUUGGGGGUUCCUUCCUAAAUGAGUCUUGGACUUCCAGACACCGACACCCCAGGGGUUCCCAAUCCCGACGACUUCAUAAGCAUGCACCACCACCACCACAAUCUCAACCCCCACCCCCACCAUUAUUACUUUCUCCACGACGCGGCCCCCCAGGAGCAGCGCAUGCUGGAGUACACGCGGUCACUAUCUCAGGGGACGGCGAGGCGAUUGGUGCCCGCGGCCACGUAUUUGGCGGUGCUGGUGUGCCUGGCGGCGUCGCUGUUGAUCCUCCCGUUGAUUCUACCGCCGUUGCCGGCGCCGCCGUUGAUGCUGCUGUUGCUUCUUCCCAUUGGUAUUUUGGGAAUGCUGAUGGUGUUGGCGUUUAUGCCUUCGAAUGACGCCAAGGAUAUUAGUUCCUCUCAUACAUCUAUGUAAUCUAAAUCUCUCCUUCUUCGUUCUGGAAAUUUUGUAUCGCUCUGUUUUGUUGAGCUACAGAAUUAAGAGACACUCAAAAAGGGUUCUUUCGUUACUUGGAAAUCAUAUAUUUUAGGCAAUAAAACUGAGUCCCAAAU
Molecule: messenger RNA, 681 nt
Organism: Cucurbita moschata (crookneck pumpkin)
Lineage: Eukaryota; Viridiplantae; Streptophyta; Magnoliopsida; Cucurbitales; Cucurbitaceae
Product: ARGOS-like protein
Exons: 1
Coding region: 149-544 (131 amino acids)
Biological process (GO): positive regulation of organ growth
Source: RefSeq, a predicted model, not a curated record